Messenger RNA from Cucurbita moschata (crookneck pumpkin), 1378 nucleotides. Its product is annotated as DNA damage-repair/toleration protein DRT100-like. Bases 97 to 1185 code for a protein of 362 amino acids. NCBI's taxonomy places the organism in Eukaryota, Viridiplantae, Streptophyta, Magnoliopsida, Cucurbitales, Cucurbitaceae. The transcript has a single exon. The record is from RefSeq and is a predicted model, not a curated record. Gene Ontology annotation, molecular function: protein binding.
CAUGGCAGAUCUUACUCAGACUCACAACAAACAACUUCUCUCUCAUCCUUUUCGGAAAAGAAAGAAAAAUCACGACAUUGUUUCACAGAGUUUGAAAUGUUGUUCAGAAUCUUACCUGUUGUCUUCUUUUUCUUCGCCGUCGUCGACGCUUGCUCGCCGUCGGAUCGAGCGGCAUUGCUCGCAUUCAAGGCGGCGUUGAAGGAGCCGUACUUAGGAAUCUUCAAUUCAUGGACGGGAGAUUCCUGCUGCGGUGGAUGGUACGGCGUCAGCUGUGAUCCUGAUACUCUCAAGGUCACUGACAUAAGCCUUCGCGGCGAGUCUGAGGAUCCGAUCUUCGAGAAGGCCGGCCGGACUGGCUACAUGACUGGUUCGAUUUCGCCGGAGAUUUGCAAGCUCGAUAGCCUCACCAUCCUUAUCGUUGCCGAUUGGAAAGGAAUCUCAGGCGAGAUUCCGAAGUGCUUGACGAAACUCAGCCAUCUCCGCGUUCUUGACCUCGUUGGAAAUAAAAUCAGCGGGGAAAUUCCUAAGGAUAUCGGAAACCUAAAUAAACUCACCGUGCUUAACAUAGCCGACAAUGCGAUUUCCGGUGCCAUACCUGCAUCUAUCGUUAACAUCGGCAGUUUAAAGCAUCUGGAUCUCCGAAACAAUCAAAUCACCGGCGAAAUUCCGUCCGAUUUCGGGAAAUUAGGCAUGCUGAGCCGAGCGCUCCUCGGCCGCAACCAAAUUACCGGAGCGAUUCCGUCUUCUGUUACGAAAAUGUACCGCCUCGCGGAUUUAGAUUUGUCCAUGAACGGAAUCUCCGGCAUCAUUCCGGAGAACAUCGGCAAUAUGCCGGUUCUCUCGACGCUGAAUCUGGACAGCAACAGAAUCUCCGGCCAAAUACCUCCAACUCUGAUCAGCAAUGGCGGGCUAGGGAUUCUGAAUUUGAGUCGAAACGCUCUGGAAGGCCACAUUCCCGACGUUUUUUGCACCGAUUCGUACUUCAUGGCUCUCGACUUGUCGUUCAAUGCUCUCAAAGGUCCGAUACCAAAUUCAUUGUCGUCAGCCAAAUACGUUGGCCAUUUGGAUCUCAGCCAUAACCAUCUUUGCGGGUCGAUACCCAUCGGGUCACCCUUCGACCACCUCGAAGCGUCGUCGUUUACAAACAAUGAUUGCCUCUGUGGGAACCCGUUAAGGACCUGUUGAAGACAAAAUCCGGGUAAGAGAGAAAAAACAAUUGACCCGGAUCCGACCCGAAUGUAUGUGUUGUUUUGUUUAUAAAACUGUGAUAAUAAAAUUCUUGUGUGGAGAUUUUUAGUGAAUCGGGUCGGGUGUGUUUUAUUAUUUUCAAUUGUUAUUAUAUAUUUUUGUUUAAUGCAAUCUGAAUCUUAGAUAUAAU